Messenger RNA from Rotaria sp. Silwood2, 1533 nucleotides. The record is from the annotation of a GenBank genome assembly. Lineage: Eukaryota; Metazoa; Rotifera; Eurotatoria; Philodinida; Philodinidae.
AUGAUAGAAACGCCUCUUAUAACAGUCUCAGAUGAUAUUUUCAACGAUGCUAAUGAAUUAACAUCAUCAAUAUUAAAAUUUGCUAUUGAUAAAGAUUAUCAUGAUUUUCUUUUACAAAAAUUUUUACAUAAAAUAUGCAAUAUAAUGAAUAUAAAUUUGAAUGAUAUCGAUAUUAAAAAGAUACAAAAAGGUAGUACUAUAUUAGAAAUGGAAAUAUUUAAGAAUAUUGGUUCGAAACUUCGAAAGAUUAAGCUUAUAUAUAAAUCAAUCACUGAUCAAAUGAGAAAGGAGUUAGGAAAAUUAAAAAUCUUCUUUAUGUUUAUGGGUGAUAUUAAAUCAUUAGAGAAGAGACAAAAAGAUUCUUAUGAAAUCAAAUUACAUCCGGAAUGGAAUCAAAUAUAUGCACAAAAUCAUACAUAUUGGGUUGGUGCUAAUAACGAUGGAAUAGAUCGUGGUAAUCAACCGUAUUAUUGUCCUGUUGGAUGGAAAAGAUAUUCUUUAUAUGUGGCAGAUGAUUUUCGAGAGGAAUUUAAAGGAUGGUGUAUAUGCUAUCAUGGUACAAAAUUUGAAUAUGGAUUAUCGAUUUUGUUGAGUGGAUUAAAGUCAGCGAAAGAUCAGGCGCAUGGUCCAGGAAUAUAUACUAGUCCAUCUAUAAUUUAUGCAUCUCAUCCAAGAUAUGCUGAAAUUAAACUUGUUGAAUCUUCCGUUGAGAAUGACUUUUUUGAAAAAGGUCAAUUUAUUCAAUUUGUUUUAGAAUGCCGUGUUCUUCCUAAAAAUAUAAAGAUAAAAUGCGAAACAUUACGUGUUCACAAUCAAGCUAUUAUUGAUGUCAAUAUUAGUAAUGAUAAAAUUGAAUGGUUAAUUGAUACCCAUAGAAAAGAUCUAAUGAAUUUUAACGAUCCAAAUUCUGUAAUUUUUUGCACAGGAAUAAUGAUACGAGUUACAGAUAAUCAUCCUGGUUUAUUGCCUGUAUCAAAAUGGUGGUAUGUAAAUGGCACAUUGGACUAUCUAAAAUCCACACCUUUAGAACGUCAAAUUUUUGCUGGUCACGAAAAAUUUCUACGAACUUUUGUUAAUUUAUUCAAACAGUUUGAUGCCCCGUUAGAAUUUCUAAGCUAUAUAUUUUCUAUCAAAAGCUAUCGAGAAGCUCCAAGAGAUUUCAUCGCUCCAGGCCCAGUCAAAUAUGAAAAUAUAUUUGUGAUUCUUUCUAAUGCCUAUGAUGAACGUUUAACAGCAAGAAUACAUGAUUUAUCAUAUGUUGAACAGAUUUAUAUCUACGUUGAUUGUGAUGCUGAAACUUUGUGGACAAAAAAAUAUUUAAAAGGUCGUGGGCCUUAUUCUGUCGAUAACUUGCAAAAUGUGUUUCGUACAUUAGCUUACGAUGCGCAGUGUGCACUAGACAAUUUAUUACCUAUUACUAUCUUUGAUCCAGAGCCUACAGAAUUUAUUUAUAAAGAUUUGACAACUGAACAACUUGAUUUUCUUUGGUUUCAAUUACUUCUACGAGUACUUCAAGAUACUCCAGUUAAAUAA